AUGAGGGAGAAAGAGGAAAAUGGUGAUCUCGAUCAUUCGGAUAACGAGUUGAUCGAAGAAGGUAAUGAGGAAAAGGUGUUGGGAGAUAUCCCGAAUUCAUUUGAUCAGUUGUCGGAUCACCAUUUUCCGCUGUUUAUCACAUAUGGAAAGUUUUCCAAAAUGCUCGAGGGAACCUAUGGCAUUGAUGUUUCCAAGCUAUGGACGUCCAAACUGCAAAAAUUUAUUACGGAUAAUGAAGGCGACGAAUUUAUUCCUCCCAAAAUUUCUUUUACCGAUACGUCUGAUGAGUCGUGGAGACAUUUUGUGGACUUUCGUCUCUUCCAAAGAAAGUAUUGGCCCCAUCUUAGUCAAAAAAAUUUAGACUGCGCCCUGGUUUACUCAGAAUUUUCCAUUAUCAAAGGUUCGAAUCCUAAUGUGGACCAUUUAUCAAGAGAGGAUUAUCGGGCCGUCAACAUUAAAAAAUUCCCAAUCUUUUACGACCGUGAUAUGAUUUAUGAUAUAUUUGAGCGAUACGAACGCAUGAAAACAUUGAAUCACGAUUAUGAUUUGAUGGAUCGAACACUAGCUGUCUUACGUUGUGCCAGAAAGAAGGCACUAGGUGGCCAUCAAGUUCACGAAAUAUAUGUCGAUGAAUGUCAGGACAAUCAUGUUGUGGAUAUCGCGCUUCAGGUGAUACAGCUCAAUGCAUUGCCCGUGGAUCUUCUUUCCGUUUUCGAGGUUUCUAAUAAUUUGACUGUAGAUGUAAGUCAACUGCUCUACCAAUGGGAGCUCAGUCGGACCCAAGCUAAUAAUAAGCCUUACAGGUUUAUAAAACCAAAACAAUUUGAGCUUAAUAAUAACUACCGUUCUCACAACGGAAUUCUCCGACUCGCUGCAUCGGUGAUCGACCUCAUCUGUUACUUUUUUCCCGAUUCCAUCGAUCGAAUGCCCCGUGAGAUGGGUGAGGUUGGCGGUCCGCGACCUAUCAUUUUUGAGGGAUUUCAUGCUGAAAAAUUCCACUUUAGUGCCUUCUCUGCUGGUAGUCAUUCUGAAAAUCAAAUUGAAUUCGGCGCGGAUCAGGUCAUUAUCGUACGUGAUGAUGAAACCAAACAACGUGUAAGGACACAAAUCGGAAAAGUUGGUUUGGUGCUGACAGUCUUUGAGGCAAAGGGCAUGGAGUUCAACGACGUGCUCUUGUAUAAUUUUUUCACCGAUUCUCCCGCGCGCCUAAAGUGGCGAGUGAUUCUCGCUGCCUUAAAUAACUAUACAGGGGGAGUCCAGACCUUCUCUAUAGAAAAGCAUUACAUAAUUUCCUCAGAACUAAAACACCUUUAUGUUGCGGUGACCAGGGCCCGGGAGCGAAUCUGGAUAUUCGACGAGAAUGAUGAGUGGAGUGAGCCAAUCCGAACAUAUUGGAAGUAUCACGGUCUGGUCAAGGUUGUCAAGAGUGAAGACGAAGUCUCUGUUUUCCCUAACUUGGCCAAGAAGAGUAGCAUACGCGAAUGGAACAAACGGGGAAAAAGUUUCUUCGAACAGCGGUUGUAUGAUCAG
Messenger RNA from Acaulospora colombiana, 1530 nucleotides. The record is from the annotation of a GenBank genome assembly. Lineage: Eukaryota; Fungi; Glomeromycota; Glomeromycetes; Diversisporales; Acaulosporaceae.